GUCUCUGCUCCAAAGUAAGACAGUGAGCAAAUGAAAAAUAGGGAGAGGGAAGUCUGUAUCGAGUUAUGUAUUGAAAUACUCGAGUUAGUAACUCAACCAAAGAUCAAACUACUAGGGCGUUUUUAUUAUUCAAAUCCAGUUGAAGUAAAUAAUAUAUAUUAACUUUUUCAAGUGAUGUUAUUACUUCUGGCUUUGAUGAAGGAAAAAAUGCCAAGUAUGCUAGCACGUUUAGGAAUUUCUUGAUUGCUUCUUUAUUGGGAGAUGCCCUUUCAUCAAACAAUGAAGACGAUGAGAAGCUCACCCUUUUAUUAUCAUACCACACUAGAAUUCUUCACAUCUUUUUUACUAAUUUUUUGUGAUGAAAGCUGAUGAUCCACAUGGAGAAAGUUAAGUAAGGGAAGACAUUCGCGCGUGCUCAGCAAGUUUUGAAGCGUGCGCUUUGCACCUUGCGGUGUUUUACAAAUUCUUCAGGGCGGCAAAAAUGUCAGUUCUCAUCUCGAGAGGAAUCUGUUAACUUGAAAGGGAUCAAAAGCUUGAUUAGACACAGUGAUGAAAACCUUGAUUAUUAUUCUAUUCGGCAUAAGCUUGAGUUUAGCAUACCAAAAUGGUCAUCACCUCGGAUUUCCAGUUCAUUCUGUAGCUCUGGGAUCUCAAGCUACUUUUUAUUGGAGAGUGGAACCAACUAAAGAAACCGUAGAAAUAGAAGUUCAUUAUGUAUCAGAAGAUCAUUCUUGGUUUGCUGUGGGAUUUUCAGACCGUGGAGAAGCCAAGCCUAGCGAUUAUUGUGUGCUUUGGAUUGAUUGGCAUCUAAACGUACACUUUCAUGAUGCUCAAGCGAAUGAAAAAGGAAUUAUUGAAAUUGAUUUACAACAAGAUUGUAAAGAAUUUGUAUGGAAACGAUCUGGAGUUGGAAAUGUAACUAAAUUCGCGUUUACUCGUAAAUUUGACACGUGUGACGAACAAGAUUAUGUUAUCGAAAGAGGUACCACCCACAUUGUUUGGGCAAAAGGACGGGGUCCGCUUUCAUCUCUAAAAGGACUCAAUAUUAUCAAUGAUGCGACCGCUUCUGGAAUGUCAAGAACUGAACUGUUGAGACUUGUAGUUCAUGAGAAACCUAAAUUUCCAUCUGAUACAUGGAAACAUGAUCUUCUUGCUGAUCAUGUCAAUGUUCCUGACGAAGAAACUACUUAUUGGUGUAGAGUCGAAAAACUGCCGAAAGCUUUAAAACGAAAACAUCAUAUUCUUCAAUUUGGCCCUGUAAUUCAAAAAGGAAAUGAGCAUUUAGUUCAUCAUAUGGAAGUUUUUCAUUGUGCAGGUCCUGCUAAUGCCAUAAUUCCACUUUAUAAUGGUCCUUGUACUGCUCCUGAUCGUCCUCAAGCAACGCAAAUUUGUAAAAAAGUAUUGGCAGCCUGGGCAAUGGGUGCAGAUGCUUUCAUUUAUCCAAAAGAAGCUGGUCUAUCAGUUGGUGGAGAAUCCUUUAAUCCUUAUGUGAUGCUUGAAGUUCAUUACAAUAAUCCAGAACGUAUAAAAGGUGCCAUUGACUCCUCAGGAAUAGAAUUUUAUCUUACAGAAACUUUGAGAAAAUACGACGCUGGCGUCAUAGAAUUAGGCCUUGAGUACAUUGAUAAGAUGGCAAUUCCUCCUCAUCAAGAAUUAUUUGAGUUGUCUGGUCACUGCAUAUCUGAAUGCACAGGCGUAGGUUUACCUCAGAGUGGAAUUUUUGUAUUCGGAUCUCAAUUACAUACUCAUUUAACUGGAACGGCUGUUCGUACUAGACAUAUUAGAGAUGGACGUGAAUUACCUCCGUUAAAUUAUGAUAAUCAUUAUUCUACACACUUUCAGGAAAUUCGUUUACUUCCUCAACCUGUACAUGUUCUACCAGGUGAUUCAUUGAUAACAACUUGUACAUAUAAUACUCAAGAUAGAUCAAACGUAACACUUGGUGGCUUUGCUAUAUCUGAUGAAAUGUGUGUUAAUUAUAUCCAUUAUUACCCCAACACUCGUUUGGAAGUUUGUAAAAGUGCCAUUAGUGAUGACGCUUUACGUACUUACUUCCGAUAUUUGAGAGAAUGGGAAAAUCAGAAAACAGAUUUUGAUGAUGCCAUCUCUAAAAGCUAUCAAAAUAUUGAAUGGACCAAAGUUCGAGUUACUGCUCUUCAUGAUCUUUAUCAGGCUGCACCACUUGGAAUGCAAUGCAAUGGUUCUGAUGGAUCUCGUUUACCUGGACUAUGGGAUAAUAUAGCUACGAUUCAAGUUCGAUUACCUUUACCUCCACCAGCCAGAGAUUGUCAUGAUAUACAUGAUUUGUCUAAUUAUGAUAACAAUUUAGAUCAUUCAAUGUGAAUAAUAGUAUAUUUAAAUAUGUAAAGACAAAGUAAAUUAUUGUUCUUUAAGAUUGUUGAGUAAAAAGUUUAAAAUAGACUAUUAAUCGAAAAUUAAAUAUUAGUUUUAUGAAUAACUAUCAUCAGCACGAUAAAAUACUUUUAAUUUUUUUUAAAUUGACAUAUCUAAAUAAACAUAGCUAGUCAUACAUAAUAGAUUGUAUAAUGGAAAUCGUU
This is a messenger RNA of Chelonus insularis, 2558 nucleotides long. RefSeq names its product Tyramine beta hydroxylase (gene Tbh). Gene Ontology annotation, biological process: norepinephrine biosynthetic process; dopamine catabolic process; octopamine biosynthetic process. Gene Ontology annotation, molecular function: copper ion binding; dopamine beta-monooxygenase activity. Bases 550 to 2343 code for a protein of 597 amino acids. NCBI's taxonomy places the organism in Eukaryota, Metazoa, Arthropoda, Insecta, Hymenoptera, Braconidae. The transcript has 11 exons. Gene Ontology annotation, cellular component: secretory granule membrane. The record is from RefSeq and is a predicted model, not a curated record.